This is a messenger RNA of Pogonomyrmex barbatus (red harvester ant), 2095 nucleotides long. Its product is annotated as very long chain fatty acid elongase AAEL008004. Gene Ontology annotation, cellular component: endoplasmic reticulum membrane. Gene Ontology annotation, biological process: sphingolipid biosynthetic process; fatty acid elongation, saturated fatty acid; fatty acid elongation, polyunsaturated fatty acid. The record is from RefSeq and is a predicted model, not a curated record. NCBI's taxonomy places the organism in Eukaryota, Metazoa, Arthropoda, Insecta, Hymenoptera, Formicidae. Gene Ontology annotation, molecular function: fatty acid elongase activity.
AUUAUAGUGUGUGUAAUGAUUUUUGGACGAAUAUUGGUCAACUAGGACGCAAUCGGCGCGCGAUCUUCUGAUAAUUAUAUACAGAGGAGGAGGAGGAGGAGAGGAGGUGAUUGUUCGAGAAAGGGGUGGUAGGUCCCGCGUCCAGAUUUUCGUCCAAAGCAAAUCUCAGGAUAACCAGACAACGACGGCAACAUGUCGAUCAUAAUGCAAUACAUAGACCAGUUCCACGACAUGCUGGACAAACACGCAGAUACGAGGACAACCAAUUGGCUGCUGAUGAGCUCACCCUUCCCCACAUUGUUCAUCUGCCUUUCUUACGUUUAUGUCGUCAAGGUGUUGGGGCCGAAACUCAUGGAGAACCGAAAACCCUUCCAGCUGAAGAAUACCUUGAUAGUCUACAACUUCUUUCAAGUGAUCUUCUCCGCGUGGCUCUUCUAUGAGUGUCUCAUGGGCGGAUGGUGGGACCAGUAUAGUUUUCGCUGCCAGCCUGUGGAUUAUUCCAACAGCCCCACAGCGAUAAGGAUAGGAAUGUCCGGAUGGCUGACUGGAGACUAUUCUCUAAGGUGUCAACCUGUAGACUACAGCGACAGGCCUGAAGUGCUGAGGAUGGUCUACGCAAGCUGGUGGUAUUACUUCUCGAAAUUUACCGAAUUCAUGGACACGGUCUUUUUCGUAUUAAGAAAGAAGAAUAAUCACGUGUCUACGCUACAUGUGAUCCAUCACGGUUGCAUGCCUAUGUCGGUCUGGUUCGGUGUCAAGUUCACGCCAGGUGGCCACUCAACCUUCUUCGGUUUACUGAACACUUUUGUCCACGUCGUGAUGUAUACGUAUUACCUUCUUGCGGCAAUGGGUCCAAAGAUUCAGCCGUAUCUCUGGUGGAAGAAGUACCUGACCGCCUUCCAGAUGUUACAGUUCAUCGCCAUUAUGGUCCACGCCUUCCAGUUGUUGUUCAUCGAGUGCAACUAUCCAAAGGCGUUCGUCUGGUGGAUCGGCUUACACGCCGUUAUGUUCCUCUUCUUGUUCAAAGAGUUCUAUCAACAGAGCUACCAGCAGAAGAAACCGAGAAAAUCGGAGGGUGCGGUUAUGGCGAACGGUGUCGCCAAGGGUGAUCAUUAUCAGUCGAAGGGCAAAUAUGUGAACGGUAUCGCUAACGGCACUACAAAUGGCAUCUCGAAUGGCAUCGCGAAUGGCGUCACCAACGGUGUCAACGGCUCCUCGCCUAGGAGGAGGGAUGCCGCCGAUUAUUACGUGAAAGGCGAAAGCCUAGCGACGGAGCUCAAUCUCCGAAAAUCAUUUGCGACGAAAGUCGAGUGACCCUCGAGCGAGCGCCUAGUCGAUCUUCUCUCGCCACGACGUCGUAUUUUCUUUUUCUUCCGCGGAAUCGCCGAAGAGAAAAUUAAGCAGGCCUUCUUCCUUUUAAUUCUCUUUAUUUUUAAAUUCCCGUAAUUAUCUUUAACACGAAGGGUCGAAGGCCUCGCCGAGAUCGACGCAUCUAUCGAAAAAGAAAAAGAGUACAAAAUUGCGCCACGCGUAUUUGGCUCGCGAAACACGGCAUAACGUCGACGUAGUUCGUGGGCGAAGUAUAUAAUCGAAGUAUAUAAUACUUCACGGACGCGGACGGUUCACCAAUUAGCUCCUGCUAAAUUCGGGCUGUCGCACGCGACCGUAAUCCGGCGAGUGACGUAGAAGGACGCGGAUCGUGUCCUAAUGCUCAUGUGAUCGUAGACCGGAGAAAAACAUGUCGUUCGCCUCGCGGAUGGCGUGGCUCGAGUUACGAAACGCUUAAACGAGGCACUUAAAUAAUUCUGCGGUUUUUCAGUAACCUUGACGAUAAUUCGUGCCACUUUCGAGGUAAACGGUUGUGAUCGAUGACCGGGCAACCAGUUCGCAAAUGCCAACCUUCCGCGAUGGAUCGGAUCUGGAAAAUAUAUAGAUGUAGUAAUUUCUAUAAAUCUUUAAAGGACGUUACGUCUCUAUGUUAUUUGUAGAGUAGACUUUUCUGGUUUGCCUUUGAUAAUGUUCACCAUGUUAAUCACCUUGUGCAUUUAGAACAGUUAAACGGCUUUGUGAUUAAUGGUAAAAUCAUUAAUUAUCA